AUGGACAAAUGGGAAUCUAUUCAGUAUUUUAAAACAUUACUCACCGAGAACAGAACAUAUUUUGAGACAGGUAAAGAAACACAAGAAAGGAUAACAGUAGCCGCAUCUCCCCUCAGAAUAACAACUAAAGAAGUAAGGGAGACAUGUAAAAAUUUAAAAAAUGGUAAAUCCGCAGGCCCGGGAAAUAUACCAGGAGAAUUAAUAAAAUAUGGGACGGAAAAUCUGUAUCGAAAUAUAACAAAACUCUUCCAAAUGUGCAUAGAUGGCGCAGAAGUACCAAAAUAUUUUAAAACCUCAUAUAUCACGAUGAUUUUUAAAAAAGGAAAUCGAGAAGACUGUGCAAACUAUAGAGGUUUGGCAGUGACAAGUACAUUAAGUAGAAUUAUAUGGAAAGAUACUAAAGAAUAA
This is a messenger RNA of Sitophilus oryzae (rice weevil), 408 nucleotides long. RefSeq lists its product as uncharacterized. The record is from RefSeq and is a predicted model, not a curated record. NCBI's taxonomy places the organism in Eukaryota, Metazoa, Arthropoda, Insecta, Coleoptera, Curculionidae. The transcript has a single exon. Bases 1 to 408 code for a protein of 135 amino acids.